Molecule: messenger RNA, 510 nt
Organism: Erigeron canadensis
Lineage: Eukaryota; Viridiplantae; Streptophyta; Magnoliopsida; Asterales; Asteraceae
Exons: 1
Coding region: 80-487 (135 amino acids)
Source: RefSeq, a predicted model, not a curated record
UCUAUUGCUCAUUCAUAUAUUGACAUAAAGCCAAAAGUAUCCACACUAAAAGAAAGGAAAAAAAAAAUAACAAGCACAUAUGGCUAGGUACUACAAUAAUAAUUACAACAACGUAUCGUACUAUGAUUACGUGCGACAACUCUCACUCCCGAUUCAUUUUUUCUUCUUCGUAUGCGUUGUUUUCAUCUUCCUGUGUUUUACUUGGUACAUUAACUACGAGUCUAAGGUCGAGAGAUUUAUGCACACUAUGAAGAUCGUCCUGAUGCUCACGCCGGUCGUUCUUUUGCUUCUUGUACACUGGUUCUCGAGUAGAGAUUAUCGUAGACCAUGGCUCCCUUCUUUGGUGCCUCUUCCUGAGAAAGAUGCACUUCAUCGAGCCGGGGGGUCUCCAUGGGGUGUAGCCAUUGUGCUUGUUUUCGUUAUUUAUAUGGUGUCUUACCAAUCUUCUAUCCGCGAACGUUGGUAUCCCCUAAGUAGCAGAAAAUAAGUUAAUAAUUAUAUAUAUUUGGU